Messenger RNA from Pteronotus mesoamericanus, 432 nucleotides. It is a transcript of the gene CSF2, whose product is annotated as colony stimulating factor 2. The coding region runs from base 1 to 432 and encodes 143 amino acids. Gene Ontology annotation, biological process: immune response; myeloid cell differentiation. NCBI's taxonomy places the organism in Eukaryota, Metazoa, Chordata, Mammalia, Chiroptera, Mormoopidae. The record is from RefSeq and is a predicted model, not a curated record. The transcript is spliced from 4 exons. Gene Ontology annotation, molecular function: granulocyte macrophage colony-stimulating factor receptor binding; growth factor activity; cytokine activity. Gene Ontology annotation, cellular component: extracellular region.
AUGUGGCUGAGGAACCUGCUUCUCCUGGGCACUGUGGUUUGUAGCAUCUCCGCACCAACCAGCCCACCCAGCCCUGUCACACGGGCCUUCAUACAUGUGGACACCAUUAAGGAGGCCCUGAUCCUCCUUAACAACACUAAUAUUACUGACGUGAUGGAUGAAACAGUAGAAGUCGUCUCUGAAAUGUUUGACCCCAAGGAGCCAACAUGCCUGCAGACCCGCCUGGAGCUGUACAAGCAGGGCCUUCGGGGCAACCUCACCAGACUCAACGGCUCCCUGGCCUUGAUGGCCAACCACUACGGGCUGUACUGUCCCCCUACCCCGGAAACUUCCUGUGAAACUCUGAUUACCACCUUCAAAGAUUUCAAAAAGAAUCUGAAUGACUUUCUACUUACCAUCCCCUUUGACUGCUGGAGUCCAGUCCAGAAGUGA